Achroia grisella is the source of this 11489-nucleotide messenger RNA. RefSeq names its product kalirin (gene trio). Gene Ontology annotation, biological process: axon guidance; protein phosphorylation. Gene Ontology annotation, molecular function: ATP binding; protein kinase activity; guanyl-nucleotide exchange factor activity. The record is from RefSeq and is a predicted model, not a curated record. Gene Ontology annotation, cellular component: cytoplasm. The transcript has 47 exons. NCBI's taxonomy places the organism in Eukaryota, Metazoa, Arthropoda, Insecta, Lepidoptera, Pyralidae. The coding region runs from base 161 to 8644 and encodes 2827 amino acids.
GUGUUUUUGUUCCGUUUAAGGCAGUAAUGAAUAUAUUUUUUACAAAUAUUUUAGACAAAAAAACAACAGUGACAAUAAUGCGUGCCGAACCUUUUAUACCUGACUAAUUGACAUCUUUGAGUCAUCACGGCUACUCCAGGGCGGUCCCUGAAGGGCAGCGAUGGAGGUCGGAGCGCGAGCCCUGGAUGUUCUCCCGCUUCUUCAAGAACGGGUGGCGGCUUUGACUGGCGGUCGGGACCGCCGCGGAGGCCCUAUAAUAUGGUUCCCGGCCAAUUCAAGACGAGAUCGCGUCGCGCCAGAUGACUAUAGGCGCCUGCUCCAUUAUUUAAUCAGUAUACCUAGUGAUUCAGUAAGAUCACAUGGCUUCACAAUCUUAAUAGAUAUGAGAGGUUCAGCAUGGGCAGCAAUCAAGCCAAUACUAAAAGUUCUCCAGGAACAUUUCUCAUCAUCCGUCCACCAGGCACUUGUUGUAAAGCCGGACAAUUUUUGGCAAAAGCAACGCACUACUAUAGGAGCCCAUAAGUACAAGUUUGAUACCACCAUGAUUAGCUUAGAAGCACUACCAAAAGUAAUAGAUAGCUCUCAAAUGACAAAUGAUUUAGAUGGUACUCUACCAUAUGAUCAUUCGCAGUGGAUUGAUUUACGAUUGGCACUCGAAGAACUGAUGUGGCAGGCAGGUGAACUCCUCGAUAGAUUGGACGAUCUGCAAGAAGACGUUGCUCGCGCUGAUUUUGCUGAUGACGUGACGGGCGCUAGGCGAGCCAUCGACGCCCAUGCGGAUAUCAGCAAACGGCUCUCUAAAGUUCCUGUGGAUGAACUUGAAGCUCAGGGUGAGCGCGUACUUCAGCGGCUCGAGGCAGCGGAGGCAGCUAGUGCAGAAGCCAGCGGUAGCGCCGGCGAGGCAGCGGCUUUCCACUGCGGCUCGCCGACUGCAGUGCGUUCGCAACUCGCCGCUGUACGGUCGGCGCACGCGCACGCACACAAACUCUGGCAACACAAAAAGAUGCAACUCGACCAGUGCUUUCAGUUGCGCUUGUUUGAACAAGACUGUGAAAAGAUGCUCGAAUGGAUAGUGAACCACCGCACAGCUUUUCUCGCCACGUAUGUAGAGAUCGGAAGGUCAUGUACAGCAGCUAAACGUCUACAGGAAGAACAUGCGAGAUUCGCCGCGGCGUGCACUGGUGGCGGUCGGCCGAGUGUUGCCCGUGUAACUUCAGCUGCUCGACGUCUCGCUGAUAAAAGGCAUUAUGCCGAAGCACACAUCACACAACUAGCGCACCGUCUCGAACGAGCUUAUAAACAGCUCUCAGCUGGGCUUGAAGAACGAUCGGCUGUGCUCUCCCUGUCCGUGGUGUUCCAUCACAAGGCAGAAGCUUACGCGUCGGCAGUGAGCGGAUGGGGUGCGCAGUGUGCGGUUGCAUUACAACUAGCUACUGGACAAGGUGGCGCCCCCUGCAAUGAUCCGAGGGCGCUAGAACAGCACGCUCAGAGACAUAGACAACUUUAUGAACACAUGUGUCAAGCUUACACAGAGGUCCACUCAACUAGUAAGAAACUGCUGUAUCAACUUGAUCAUUUAGUUCAAGUGUGCCAUCAAACUGAUCCUGCAGAUAUGAAUGAAGGUUCGGUAAGCACGGCGAGUAGUAGCGGGGACCCGGCAGCAGACUAUAGCUCCGGUGCGAACCACGUGCUCGCCGUCAUCCAUCAGAUACUAGGUCAUCACAGAGCGCUAGAAGCAAGGUACCAUCAGGCCAGGCUCAAGUUGCAUCAGAGGCUUGCGUUGCUCUUGUACAAAGAGGAUUGUAGGCAGGUACUUGAAUGGUUGGCGAAUCACGGCGAAGUGUUCUUGCAGAAGAAUACUGGAAUAGGAAGGAAUCUCCAUAAAGCUAGGGUAUAUCAGAAAUCUCAUGAACAUUUUGAAAAUGUUGCGCAAAAUACAUAUACGAACGCUGAAAAAUUGCUGGCGGCUGCGGAAGAGUUGGCCCGAUCGGGCGAGUGUGACCCCGAAGAAGUGUUGGGGGUCGCUCGGGAAUUGGAGGCCCAUGUAGCGGCAUUUGCAGCUCGCGUCGACCGUAGACGUCGGCGACUCGACCUCGCCGUUUUACUGUAUACACAUGAGAAAGACUUACUCCAAUGGUUGGAAACGUUGCGAAGCGGUGGCGGUGUUUGCGCAACAGACGAUAGUCCUGAAGCGGCACGACGCGCUCUGGAACAAUGCGCUCAACAUCGCGCUGCCAGUCUAGAUGCAUGUGCAGCCACCAUCGCGCAAGGGGAGGCACUACUGCAAGACUUAAGAUCAUCUGGCGACUCAGACGCUACAAGCACCGCUGCGGUAGAGACCACCUUGGAAAGGCUCCGCGGUACUCGCGGCGCCCUCGAGGAGCUCUGGUCGGACCGCGAGCGGAGACUUGAAUUAACUCUCCAAUUACGACAUUUCGAAAGGGACGCUCUUGAGGUAUCUUCACGUCUGGAGUUGUGGGGUGACGAAUUACAGCGAACUGAACCUCCUCGUGAUCCUCAACAAGCGGAACAGGCACUUGCUGCUCACAAUGAAAGUGUGGCUAGGAUGCAACAUGCUACCUAUCAGGUGGUAAAGCAAGGUCAGGAGUUGGCAGCAGCGAUCGCAGAGGCAUCUGAUGUUAUGGCGUCUGCUGGAGCUGACGGACCUGAAGCGGCACCUCUAGACGCUCAAUCGAGGGUGCAGCUUCUACUGGAGUUUCUACACGACAGGCAAUUAGAUCUUGAAGAGCUGGCUGAAGAAAGACGCGCUCGGUUCGAACAGUGCGUCCAGCUAGGACAAUUUCAAAAAGAUGCAGCACAAGUAGUGAGUUGGAUUCGUAAUGGCGAAGCGAUGCUGGCCGCCUCAUUCUCGAUCCCUGGCACCCUUGCGGAGGCCGAACAGCUGAAGAGAGAACACGACCAGUUCCAAGUGGCGGUAGAAAAGACACACGCUAGCGCCGUGCAAGUCAAGUACAGGGCUGAUGCAUUGAGGGCCGCUAACCAUUAUGAUCCACACACUAUCAGAGAAAUAUCGGAAGAGGUGACUGAACGCUGGCAACGCCUAGUCACUUGUGCGGAAGAGCGUCACAAGCUAGUGACUGCAUCUCUCAACUUCUAUAAGACAGCAGAACAAGUGUGCUCAGUACUCGACUCUUUGGAGCGUGAAUAUCGCAGAGACGAAGACUGGUGUGGGUCAGCCGCUGCACCACCGACGGAUGAACCUACUCAGGCUAUGAACAUCGCAGACAAAGCCGCACAGGUGGCAGCUUUGAUUGUCAAACAUGGAGAACAAAAGGAGGCAUUUUUAAAAGCAUGCACGCUUGCACGUCGCACCGCGGAAACUUUCCUCAAGUACGCGGCUCGAUCGGCUCAAGUACAUGGGCAAACCCCUGCCGCUAGUAAAGCGCAUCAUGAACAAACUCGUGCUAUAUUGGACACUUUACUGGCACAGGAGAACAAGGUACUGGAACACUGGACAGUGCGUAAGAAGAGAUUAGAGCAGUGCCAACAGUUCGCGCUGUUCGAGCGGUCAGCUCGCGCCGCAGUGGAAUGGAUUAGGGAGACGCAGGAGAGGUGUGGCGCGGCUGCAGCGGCUGCUGCUGCCGGCGUGGCUCGAGAAAGUCGCGAGAGGGUUCGACUGCUGGCUCAGCUUGCCGAUGGUCUCGUGGAGAAGGGGCAUCCUCAUGCAGUGCAGAUCAAAGAGUGGGUGGCUGCUGUAGAUGCAAGAUAUGCUGAAUUUAGCGGUUCGAUGGAAGGCGGUGAGAGUGAGGCCGAAAGCGAUACGAGUGUGCCUCCUUCACUUGCAUCAUCGCAAUCUGCUGAAGCGGAUACUCGAGUGGAACCGCAGCAGAGCGCCGCUGGUGACGACAAGCGACGCAGCGCCAGACGCAAAGAGUUCAUCAUGGCUGAGCUGCUUCAAACAGAGCGGGCUUAUGUCAAGGAUUUGGAGACAUGUAUCACUUGCUAUUUACGCGAAAUGCGCACAGAUCCCGGCGCUGUACCGCAAGCGUUGCAGGGCAAGGAGGAUAUCAUAUUCGGGAACAUCGAAGAGAUCCACCGCUUUCACGAGCGCGUAUUUCUGCGUGAACUGGACAAAUAUGAGACAAUGCCGGAAGAUGUUGGCCAUUGCUUCGUAACUUGGGCACGAGAGUUCGAUAUGUACGUCUCUUAUUGUCGGAACAAACCAGACAGCAAUGCGGCGGUCGUGCAGCAUGCUGGUGACUACUUCGAAAGGGUUCAACGUAAAAAGAAGUUGGAGCAUCCGUUGGCGGCGUAUUUGAUCAAACCUGUGCAGCGUAUAACCAAGUAUCAACUGCUGCUGAAAGACCUUCAAGCUUGCUGUGCAGAGGGUCAAGGAGAGAUAAAGGACGGUCUGGAAGUCAUGUUGUCGGUGCCGAAGAAGGCCAACGAUGCCAUGCAUCUCUCACUCCUCGAGGGAUGUGAUGUCCCGACCGACAGCCUCGGCGAGGUGGUGUUGCAAGACUCGUUCCACGUUUGGGACCUACGGCAGAUAAUCAAGAAAGGUCGUGAAAGAAGAGUCUUCCUCUUCGACCUGCACCUUCUGUUAGCUAAAGAAGUGAAAGAUUCCCAUGGCAAGGCGAAGUAUAUUUAUAAGACCAAAUUCAUGACAUCAGAGCUGGGUGUCACCGAGCAUAUCGAGGCUGACGAAUGCAAGUUCUCGGUAUGGACAGGCCGCGAGCCGAUGGCCAGUGACUGCCGUAUAGUGCUGAAGGCACCUUCACUGGAAGUUAAGCAGACUUGGGUUAGACGCCUUCGUGAAGUUAUACAGGAAACGUACUUCAGCGCUGCCCUACAACAGCCUCCGCGUAGCCCCGGCCGCGUUCGGCCUACCAGCUCACAGAGAUCUAGCAGGGACCUUGAAGAGACACUUUUAGAUGAAACUACAGAAAAUCUAGACAGAAAUUCGCUGGCGUCUUUCGGCAGCGGUAAUACCACAGAUUCCGAUAAGGCCGGACCCGAGAUGACGUGGGUGGUGGCAGAACACACAGCCUCAGGCGCUGGUGAGCUGACAGUUACAAAAGGUCAGCAGGUGGAAGUGGUAGAAGUUUGCCAAGGCCGCCCUGAUUGGUGGGUCGUCAAGGUCCCAGGGGAGCCACCACAAGAAGGUGCUGUGCCCGCGCAAGUUCUAAAACCACAGCCACAACAGAAGACUUCGCCAUCGCGACGUCCGCUUAGCCAGCCCUGUGAGGAAGCAUUAGAAGCCUCGAAUUCGGACCCCGGUGGUGCCGCAGUCAAUGUCGCAAGUCCUGGAAAGCAGCGACGCGGUUUUAGCGGACGGCGGUGGUUAGGACUGCGGAAACCAUCGCAGGUGAAGGAUAAAGCUCCUACUGGUGCCCAAUCACCAGCAACAACUGAGAAGCCCGUUCCACUGAAGAAGGUUCCCUCGGAUAAGAAGUUUAAGUUACCAUACAAUGCUGACAAUGGACGUGCUGAGGAUGUUGGUGAAAGCAGCCAAGCUGCAGCCGCCUUGGACGAAACAGAGGACGACGCUGCAGAUCUUGAACUACCGCCACCGAUGAAGCCCAUUCAGGAUCCUCAAGCUGUGCUGCAACAAACUCCAACACCUACGGCUGCGACCUCCGCUCCCGCUACACGAAAUUCUUUGACAUUGGACGCUUUGGAUACUAAUGGUGGUCCCGCCGAUAUAGCCGAGAUAGAACAAAUUGUCAAGGAAAGAAUGAUCCAGCACGGGGGGGCCAGCACUUCUGGCCGUGCUGGUGAGCCCGAGGAAGAAGAACAACCUGUAACACCCGGCCCUAAUACUAGUGAAGUCGUACUCAAGAAACGCGAAUAUGUCCUGAGAGAGUUGCUGGAUACAGAAGAGAUCUAUGUCGCUGAUUUGAAAAUCAUUUGUGAAGGCUACAUGGUUCACAUGCAGAAACAAACUAAUGAUCCACCUAUGCCCGAACCUCUCCGAGAUGACAGACGCCACCGUAUGGUGUUCGGGAAUAUAGAAGCUAUCUAUGAAUUCCAUCGCGAUAAAUUCGUGAAGGAUUUGCAAGACUGCGUCAUUAAGCCGGAGGUGCUCGGCGACCUAUUCCGUCGGUUCCUGGAAAAGCGCAUGUUCCUAUAUGAGUCUUACUGCCGGAACAAGCCAGUAUCGGAAUUCAUCGUCUCCGAAAAUGAAGCCUAUUUCCAAGAGCUACGUCACAAACUCGGACAAAAGUUGCAGCUCGGGGAUCUACUAAUAAAGCCGAUUCAACGCAUCCAAAAAUACCAUUUGCUGUUGAAGAAGAUCUACGCCUACUCCGAGCAAGCCAGCGCUUCGAAACCGGUACUGGAAGCCCUGCGUGAUGCUGUAGAAUGCUCGGACAUAAUACCAAAGAAUGCCAACAAAAUGAUGGAUGUCGGACGCCUAAGGGGAUUUACGGCCCCCAUAGCUUCCCAAGGAAAGCUAUUGUUCCAGGAACCAUUAGUGGUGUCUGAUAUUACGGGCGGCGGCAUUGAUCGCGAGGGGAAGAGCAAGGAGUUCCAAGUAUUCCUAUUCGAACAAUGCGUGAUCUUCAGUGAAGCGAAAAUCGUAGGCAAAAAGACUCAGUUCGUCAGCCCUACAUACCACUACAAAGCACAUGUGCAGGUGAACAAGAUGGAACUGGAAGAAGUAGAGAUCCCCGGAGCGUUCAUCAUUCACUCGGUAGAUCCCAACAAACCGAAACAGUCGUACUUGUGCCGCGCUCCAGAAGCUCGCUGCCAGGAUUGGAUAUCCACGCUAUCAAGGAUUUUGCAGUCGCAGAGAAUCUUCGGCGAAGCUCUGGAGAAUCCUGGCGCAUAUCUCAAGGAUAGAGAGCUGCAUAGAGAGCCAGCUCGCGACCCCGCUGCCGUGGGUGAGGGUUGGUGCGGUCUGCGUAAAACUGAGAGCGUUCCGCCGUCACUGGGCGGUCGGCUAGCGCCCGAAUUGCGCCAGCGCACGCAGCGACCGCACGCUAAAGCGAACACAAUCAACCUACCUACUACUACAAGUCGCAGCGACGAGAGAAAGAAGACAGUUAACGUUACAGGGAAUACGGCCGUGAGUCCCACCUCACCGCCGCAUGCCAACGGCUUGUCGAAGCGACCGUGGGGAUUGAAGCUACGGCGCGGAGGUAGCGGUGGCAGUGGCGAAUCCAGCGUGGACGGCAUUGUCACCGAGCUACGCGCGCCUGAACUAUCAGAACCGGCUACUGAUGUCACAGUGUCGCCCUUAGCUACUGCUACACUGUCUUGUCGCGCCGUCGCCACUCGCGCCUCUGCCUCAUGGCGAAAAACGGCACCAGAGACUCGCGUGUUACGUCACGGUGGGCGUUUUGCAAUCAGCCUCACCCCUGAAGGUCUCGCCGCGCUCACAAUCCAUGCGUGUCGAGCUUCCGAUGCGGGCGUCUACUGCUGUCUCAUUAGCAACGAGUUGGGUGGUGUACAAUGUUCAGCAAGACUGACCGUGGGGUCGGGAGGGGUACCAGGCGUACCGGCGGUCCGCGCGCAUCCUGGCGGAGGACUCGUCGUACAAUGGGACGAACCGACACCCGCACAUUUAGAAUACUGUCGCGUCGGUGAAGGAGAAUGGAGACGAGCGACUGAGACGCCUGCCGCGGCUAACACUUUAGCUUUAGAGGAAUUGCCAGCAGGCCAAUACAGCUUUAGAUUAAUAUGCGGCCGUAGUGGCGCAGCUGGGACCGCGUCUGGGCCGGCUGCAUGUGGCGGCGGCGGCGGCUGGCAGCGCGAACAAUUCGCAAGAAGAUACAGCGUAGAAGAGGAAAUAGGACGCGGUCGCACUGCUAGAGUCCUAGCCGCCCGAGACACAGGCACCGGUCAAAGGGUCGCAUUGAAACAGGUAUUAGCUGGUCGCGGUGCAGACGCGAUGCGUGAAUAUCGCAUCCUCUCGCAGUCGGCACACGGCGCAGUAGUCCGCGCUAUGGCGUUGUUUGCUGAGGUGCCGCGUGCAGGUGCACACACACUUGUACUGGAACUUAUAGGAGGCGGCCCAUUGCUCGAGUGGGCAGCUUCCUCGCCGCAUGUGUACACGCAACAAAUGGUCGCGCAACACACAAAGCAACUGUUGUCGGCGCUUGAUUGGCUGCACAGCAACAAUGUCGCGCAUCUUGACGUUAGGCCUGAAAAUAUCCUGGUAGAACUGAGCGGUACACAACCUCAGCUGAAGUUGAUCGACUUAGGUUCAGCAGUAGAGACAGGCGAAGGCACCGCGGGAACAUCUGGUAGAGACGUAUUGCCGCCUGCGCCAGCGCAGCUUGAAUUCGCGCCGCCAGAGUGCGUACUCGGCAGACCGCCUGCAUCGGCGUGGGAUGCCUGGGCUGCCGGGGUCUUCUUAUAUGUAUUUUUAACAGGGUUGUCGCCAUUUUUGGACGAAUCAAUAGAAGAAACUACAGCGAACAUAAUAAAAUGCGACUAUUGCUUCCCGCCGGAGCACUGGGCUGGCAUAGGAGAAAGGGCGCAGCAGCUCAUAAGGGGCUUGCUGGAGCCGACACCUUCCCGUCGGCUGUCUCUUAAGGACGCCCUUGAAGACCGCUGGUUCGACGAGGCGCCUGCAACUACUCUAUCAGCUACACAACUGAAAACGUUCUUAGACCGACGACGUCCCGCUGGUCAUGGUAACGCAUUACACUCGCUACGUUCACCCAACGACACUUGACCGUGCAGCGACGACGCGUCCGCUAUGUAGACGUGUCCCGUUCCUACUGCCACCCGCUAGUCAUGGGCGAUAUGUAUCGUAUGCAGUUACGAUACGUGUAUCGGGCCAAUACUCAAUAACUGUAUAACGAGCGAUACGCAAAACAUAUAUCUCUGAUACAUUGUUGCUUUGGUAUCUGUGAAUUACACUCAUACAUAGUUCUUAACGCGACGAGGUAUCAAAUACAUGCUUUGAGUAUCGGUUAAUGUCAGUGGCAAAUAGUUCGUAUCGUUUGUCACCGUUUCGUAGAUUUCGACCAACAUCACCAAUAUGUAGACAACAUAUAUAAUAUCGAUAAUUGUUCCUUAAACCCAAUACGUAAAUACUAUUCUAUACCGCCAAAGCGACAUUUCUCUAUAUGUUACCACCUCGUAUUUGGCGAGAUAGAGACUGCGGCGAUUUCGAUGCACAGACUAAUCAUAAUUAUGGUUGAAUAAUAUUUCUCCAUACACAUGUUUUGGUAGUGUAAAUACUACCGCGCUGUAUACUUUAUGUGACGAGCGAAGCAUCAUUUCCCGAACUGAUAUUAGUGUAGACUCAAACAGACGAAUUUGCUAUUCACUGGCAAUUACGACCAUUAUAUUUUAAAUAUUUAAUUAAUGUGAGAACUUUCUUGUAGCCAAGAGAUUUACAUUUAUUAAGAGACAAAGGCAUCAGCCAAAUUUAGAUCUUACUAAACAUUCAUACACACAAUUUAGGUUAUGAUUUUUCUCUAAGCUGUAGUUUAACUAUAAUCGUUCUAUAGUCAAUGUGCCCACCUGUCGAGUUUGGUAUAUUAGUUACGUGAAAUUAUAUUGCGAUGUAUUUGGUUAUUUAUCGUAUUUGUAUCGUUUAAUACAAAUAUAUGCCAAAUUUAUUGUCAUUAGAAGCCGUUAGCUCUAUUAAUUUGCCUCAUAUUUUUAUUCACAGAUAUAUCUAAAUAUUUUUUUACGUACAUGAACUGAUCAUUGGAUAUUAAAAUGAUAAGAAAAAAUAUAUAAGAAAAUAACCAUUAUGUAAAAUUUGUAUGAUUUUGAGAGCGGCCGAUUGUAAAAGUGUCUGUGAUUUAUGCUAAAAUAAUAUUUCAUGCUUAUUCCUAAUUUAACGUGUACUUGUUAAACUAUUAAAAUGUAUAUAGUACUAAGUUAGCAUGUAAUGAUUAUCCUAAUUUCUGACCAAAACGCAAAAUUUUUAUUCUGUAAGUAAACGUAACGGCGUAUAAUGAGAUCGCUAUAGUAUAUAUAACUGAUAGUUAGUUGUAACACCGCGUUUCCGCCAAUGUAUACAGUGUAUAAACUAUAAUACAUUCGGCUCUAUAAUACUACAAAACACAUGUUCAUAUGUUCACGUGUAAACGAACAAAAUCUAUGAACAUAUGAAACAAGUAUUAAUACACAUAUAAAAUGUUACAAACAUAAACAACUAGAUAUUACUAUAAUUUUGCUACAAAUGUCAAAUAAUUGUAUAUCACGUGUUAACUAGGGCUUCUAUGUGGGUGGAAAAGAAUGUUGAUAGUAAUGUUGCCACAUUCGUCCAAAUAUGUAAGCUGAUUUUCAUAUAGUGCACACACUCACCAGAUACGCGUAUUGUCGUUGAUACUGCUAAAUGUGGUAACCCUAAAUUACGGUCGUUCACAUUUUAUAUAGAUUUAUAAAAAAUAUAUAUAUUUGUGUCUUAAUUAGACUUUAUUUAUAUGACUAAAACCUAAUUACGACACAUGCAAGAAUUAAAUUUGAAGAAACUGGAUUUUGGCAUUGCCAUCAAAGUGGUAGUUACCUUAUAAAGAGAAGAUUUUAGAAUACUUUUUACUCUAUUACUUAAAGUCCAAUUAUAUUUCUUAAAUAAGCUCAAAUUUAGAAAUUUUGUAACAUACAUUACAGUCAAGAUAAUUUUUAUGAACUUAAAAUAUAGAGUAUCUUGGUCUAGCAUUUUGUUACCCCGACUUAGAUCGAGUAUUAGUGGUUCCUUGUCUAGUAUAACAGUCGAAAAUGUAUACGAACGUGAUUUACUCAAAUAUUGCAUUUUACGGGUUAUACCAUUUAGCCUUUUCGGCGACAAUAGCUUAGUGCGUUACUCCGCACGAUGGAAUUGUGAGAAAACGCACACAACAGUCAUUCCAAUGCCUUUUAAUGUUACUCAUUAAUAUCUAAAAUAAUUAUUUUUUAAUUGCAUCGUGCUCCAAUAUAGAGGAAAUAAGUAACUUUAACUAUUAUAAUAUUACGCGAAACAAGUUACUAAGAUUUUAAUUUUAAGUCACUUCUGAAAUUAUUACAACUUAAUUGGAGUACGAGAUCCCAUCCUUGAUAUUUGAUUAUUUAUACAUUGUGUAAUUUAUACAUUUCACAUCUGUCUAUACAUACUUUAAUAUCCAUAAUUUCUUAUAUAAAUAUUAUUUUCAUUUUUUUAAUAUCAAUAAUUUACCUUGUGCAUUAUGUUAAUCAUUGAAAUUUAAUGAAACUUUAUUAUUUAAAACGAAUUGAGAAAACUUUUCCUUAUUUUAUUAUCUAUACUAAAAUUGAUUUAAUCCUGAUAACCAUUCCACAGAUUAUGUUCUAGAAAUCUAGUAUAUUCUAAUAAAAACUUCUUGUAAUCAAAACACAUAAUAAAUGUCAGAUUAUGGAACAAGUAUAUAAGAGGUAUAUAUUUGUUCAUAAAUUUGUUAUCACUGUUUAAAUCUUGAUAUUUUGUAAUACAAUUAUUAAAUUACCACUAACUCCUACCACAACGAUCAUAGGUACUCUGACUCUCCUUUUCUCGUACUAGAUAUAACUUUCUUGUCUAUGAUAUUUAACAGUAACUUUGUACAGAAUUAUAUAUAUUUCUAUAU